Molecule: messenger RNA, 2075 nt
Organism: Boleophthalmus pectinirostris (great blue-spotted mudskipper)
Lineage: Eukaryota; Metazoa; Chordata; Actinopteri; Gobiiformes; Gobiidae
Gene: rgmd
Product: RGM domain family, member D
Exons: 3
Coding region: 98-1384 (428 amino acids)
Biological process (GO): BMP signaling pathway
Cellular component (GO): plasma membrane
Molecular function (GO): coreceptor activity
Source: RefSeq, a predicted model, not a curated record
GCGCUGUGGAAGGAAGACGAAUUUUUGUGUGAUUUCCCGCAGCUACAGCGUCGAUGAGAAGCAGUCGCGGAUCUCCAUUCUAGGUGAAUGGAUUGGCAUGGGGAGAAGCGGACUUCAGAUCACGGCUAAGCGGCAGCUUUGGGACUGUGUAACGAUCAUCAUGGUUUUACUAUCGCUGCUGUUUCGACCAGCUCAUUGCCAGCAGUGUCGGAUCCAGCGAUGCAACACAGACUAUGUGGCUUCUACCUCGACGUCCGGUGGGCUGCAGGAGGAAGUGGCCCAUGACGUGGACUACUGCAUCGCUUUGCGCGCCUACUCCCUGUGCACCCGCAGGCAGGCGCGUAGUUGCCGGGGCGACUUGGUGUACCACUCGGCCGUCUUUCGCAUCAAGGAGCUCUUUUCCCAGUAUAACUGCUCUAGCGAUGGGCCCACCUCCUCCGCCAAAGCUCCCAGCACCUCCAAGCCCUCAGUGUCCGAGCAGUGCAACUAUGAGAACCGAGUGUUGCUGUCUGGACCAGCCGCUCAACAGAAAAAGUACGCUCAUUGUGGAUUAUUUGGAGACCCACACCUGCGGACUUUCAGAGACGAGUUUCAGACCUGCAAAGUGGAGGGGGCGUGGCCUCUGAUCGAUAACAGAUACCUGUCCGUGCAGGUGACCAAUGUGCCUGUGGUCCUAGGCUCCAGUGCCACAGCAACUAGCAAGAUCACAGUGAUCUUUAAAGCCUACUUGGGUUGCACAGAUCAGAAGGUUUAUCAGGCCACCACUGAAGACCUGCCACUAGCCUUCAUGGAUGGCUCUCGCAGUGGGGGAGAGAGCCUCACCAUUGUGGAAAGGGGUGGUUCUGGUGUGGGGCGCCAGGUGAAAAUCCAGGCCAGAUACAUGGGCACUUCCAUCAUUAUCCGACGCGUGGGCAGCUACCUGACCUUCGCCAUCCGCAUGCCUGAGGACCUUCUGGACUUUUCUGAGGACAACAGCGGGCUGCAGCUGUGCCUGCACGGCUGUCCGCGUAAUGAGCUCAUCAAAGAGCACAUGCUGGGCCGGGGGCGUGUCCCGGGCAGCGCACAGGGCACUAACACAGAGCUGGGCCCUCCGAGGCCCCCCCACCAAGUCUACACUGUGGAGCGUGCCACAGCCAAGUGUAGAGAGACUCUGCAGGUGGAGGAUGUCUACUUCCAGUCGUGUGUGUUCGACCUGCUGACCACUGGAGACCCUGAAUUCUCCAUGGCAGCAUUUGGUGCGCUGGAGGACCUAAAGGCACUGCCACCAAGCAAAUUAAAGCAGAACUCUCCCAGGACUCCACGUCUAUACAGCCACGCUGUGUCCUCACAAACACACAGCCAGGCUCUUCUGCCUUUGCUCCUCCUCAUUCUGCUGCUCUUGUAAAAAUGUAUAAAGAGAAAGGAUUUAAACAAAGAUGCUUGGAAACACACAACAUGGAAGCAUUACCAGCUUGAGGAAAGAGUGACUUGAGUGAACAGACUCUUUAUAAAGUGUAUUCUCCUGGAAUCUGUGAAUGUAUCAUUUUCUCCAUUUGAAGGAUUUCACACUGGUGAGAGUUGUUCUGUGGAUUUAAACUUCACUCUCUGGACUGACAUAGCAACUAUCAGUCCACUAUCUUACAGUUAACAGUGGGAUUCAUACAUGUAAAUAUCAGCCCCAAACUCAUCAGUGACUUCUCAUUUCUGAAUAUUAUAAUUUAUGUCUCAGUCAAACAUUUCUCAAUAGAAUUUAUCCAUGUUCAAUGCACAGGAUCCAACAACUGUUUGUAAAAACUACCUAUUCAUAAUCUGCCAUGAGCCAGAGAGGCACUCAGCAUUUCUGUGACACACUCCAUCUUCAAGCUGCUUGGCUUCCUGUUCUAAACGUAAACAAACAAACAAAUCUUUAUAUAAUAAUAUAUUGAAAGAGUGUAUAUAAGUGUUUUAUAUGUGUACAUUUGCCUGUGUAUAGACUUUUAACUGUAACAUGUUUUGUAUUUGUUGUGAAUCGUAGGUUAUUUUGUGUUAUCUUAAAGUAAACUAAUGUGCUGUGGUGUUUAUGUAAUUUUCUGUAUUAAAAUGUUGGACACUCCAUA